AUGGGAGAUGUGAAUCAGUCAGUGGCCUCUGACUUCAUUCCAGUGGGUCUCUUCAGUCACUCAGGGUCAUAUCAGCUUCUCUUCUCCCUGGUGGCUACCAUGUUUAUCAUGGGCCUUCUGGGCAGCACUGUUCUGCUCUUUCUGAUCCGCAUGGACUCCCAGCUCCACACACCCAUGUACUUUCUGCUCAGUCAGCUCUCUCUGUUUGAUGUUGGCUUCCCCUUGGUCACUAUCCCCAAGAUGGCUUCAGACUUCCUGCAGGGAGAAGGUUCCAUCUCCAUCGGGGGUUGUGCAGCUCAAAUAUUCUUCCUGAUGCUGAUGGGUGUGGCUGAGGGCAUCCUGUUGGCCCUCAUGUCCUAUGAUAGUUAUGUUGCUGUGUGCCACCCCCUGCAGUAUCCUCUGCUCAUGAGGUGCCAGGUGUGCCUGCACGCUGGCUCCUCCUGGCUGGCAGGUGUGCUCAAUGCCUCCAUCCAGACCUCCAUCACUCUGCACUUCCCCUACUGUGCCUCCCGCAUUGUGGACCACAUCUUCUGUGAGGUGCCAGUCCUGCUGAAGCUCUCCUAGGCAGACACCUCGGCUUAUGAGUUGGUGCUGUCCACCUCAGGGGUGCUGAUCCUUGUGCUUCCCGUUUCCCUCAUUGCCGCCUCCCAUGGCCACGUGUUGGAGACAGUUCUGCGCAUGUGCUCAGAGGAGGCCCGAAACAAGACCCUCACCACCUGCUUCUCGCACAUCACAGUAAUGGGGCUCUUUUAUGGAGCAACAGUUUUCGUGUACAUGGUACCAGGUGCCUACCACAGUCCACACCAGGACAACAUGGUCUCCCUCUUCUACAGCCUGGUCACCCCCAUGCUCAACCCCCUCAUCUGCAGUCUGAGGAACCAGGAGGUGCAGAUGGCUUUGGUCAAAGUGCUCAGAAGAGCUGGAUUCAGGCCAAAGUGA
Messenger RNA from Ceratotherium simum simum (southern white rhinoceros), 939 nucleotides. It is a transcript of the gene OR2Z1, whose product is annotated as olfactory receptor family 2 subfamily Z member 1. Gene Ontology annotation, molecular function: olfactory receptor activity; G protein-coupled receptor activity. Lineage: Eukaryota; Metazoa; Chordata; Mammalia; Perissodactyla; Rhinocerotidae. The record is from RefSeq and is a predicted model, not a curated record. Gene Ontology annotation, biological process: G protein-coupled receptor signaling pathway. Gene Ontology annotation, cellular component: membrane.